Messenger RNA from Acipenser ruthenus (sterlet), 2489 nucleotides. Its product is annotated as actin-binding Rho-activating protein-like. Gene Ontology annotation, molecular function: actin binding. The record is from RefSeq and is a predicted model, not a curated record. Gene Ontology annotation, biological process: positive regulation of transcription by RNA polymerase II; positive regulation of Rho protein signal transduction. The coding region runs from base 72 to 1211 and encodes 379 amino acids. NCBI's taxonomy places the organism in Eukaryota, Metazoa, Chordata, Actinopteri, Acipenseriformes, Acipenseridae. Gene Ontology annotation, cellular component: sarcomere. The transcript is spliced from 2 exons.
CUCUCUCCUCCAGCCAGCACAGCAACGCUGAAUUACAAAAUAGAAGAGGCAAGAGGUAGAAGGAAGACAACAUGUCAGAAUCAGAUAGGAAAUCGAAUCUGAAGAAGUCAGCCACAGCCAACAAAAAUAUUAAAAAGCUGCGGAUCAUAAGCACGGUGUGCAGCUUGACUAAAAGUUGGCAGCAGUGGGCUUCAGAAAAUGAGGAUAAGCAUGCCAGUGAACCUUCAGGAUGGGCACCUCACGCUGAGAAAGAAGAAAAACCAAAGCAAUAUAAAAAGAGAAGUGCUGAUCAAACAACGGGAUCUAUUCAAAAGACACAAUCUACCGAGAAACUUGAAGGUGAUUCUGGUAAAGAACCUUUGGAGUCAAAAAUCAGAAGCAAACAGGUGACAAAAACAAUAACAAGUAAGGUUCAGGAGAAAGGGAGCGACAUUAGCUUUUUGACAAAUAGAUAUAAAAAUGAUACAAAUGAGGCUGAUAAAAUCCUGUACGGGAACAUGUCUCCAACACGGAGGAGAAAAUGCUCCAACCUAGUCUCUGAGCUCACCCAGGGCUGGAAGGACAUGGAGAAAGAAAACCACAAGACCCCGAGUAACAGCAUGGACACUGAGGACAGUGCAUUUUUAGAGAGAGAUGAGAAAAAACAGGAAGAAAUGGAAAAAUCUGAGAAACAGGAGGUAACAGAAGAAUAUUCACCUGUCAGGAUCAAACGACCUUCAACUACACUCGUGAAUAAAGAUGUGGAUGAAGCAAAAAAGAUCAACCUUCUUGCUAAGAAACACGGUCCUGUGGGCAACCUGAAGAGCAGAUGGCAAAACUGGGCUGAACAGCACACUGUGACUCAGAAGCUAAACCCUUUCAGUGAGAACUUUGACUACAGCAUGUCCAUGGCCACCCGUCUCCACAAGGGUGACGAAGGCUAUGGAAGGCCAAAGGAGGGCACCAAGACUGCUGAGCGGGCAAAAAGAGCAGAGGCCCAUAUCCACCGCGAGAUCAGCGACAUGUGCUUCAUUAUCAGAACCAUGGAGAAUCCUGGACCAGACGGCAAGACGCGAGUAAACUUUGGACAACUUUUUGACAGAUAUGUGCGUAUUUCUGAUAAGGUGGUUGGCAUCCUCAUGAGGGCCAGGAAGCACGGAAAGCUGCAUUUUGAGGGUGAAAUGUUAUGGCAAGGUAGAGAUGACCACGUGGUUAUUACUCUUUUAGUAUAACAUUUAUGGAUUGCAUCAGCACUUCCAUUAAAAAGGGGUUGUCAGUAUUGUAUACUGUAAACCAGUGUAGUGAGGUUAGUAUUUAUCUUUGACAAUUUUAGGACUUAAGGCUGCCAAACACCUGAUGCGACCCGACAAAAAUAAUAGAGCCUAUACUGUUAAUAAGAACCUUUCACACCCCAGGUGACACUUAAGCAUUGUGGAAAAAAAAUAGGAGUACAUCUUAUUUUUGAGUAUGAAUAUAUCACACAACAAAUCAAUCUCUCAUGCAUGUGUUCUAAAAUACUCUCACUCUCUCUCUCUCUCUAUAUAUAUAUAUAUAAACCUUGCUCUUACUCAGGGGUGUAAGUACUUGGAUAUUGAUAAAUAUAAGGAAGUUAAUAACUCCACAAAAUUGUUUUUUUUUCUUUAAAUCUACACAGUAUCUCUCUCGCUCUCUAUAUAUAUGUAAUACAGAGGAAAUGGUCAAAGGCUACACAUUAAAUAGAGUAUCAAAAAUAGUUGCAUGUAACAUUACAUCAAUGUGCAUUUUUGAUCAUCCGAAUUGUGCUUUUUAGAAUUAUUUCAAUGACUUAAUUACGUUGGUAUCUAAUGAUGUAAUUAUUACGUGAUUAAUAUUACCUCUUUCAAAAUGAAAGGAUAUGCCUCUAGAGGGUGACAUUUUAUAACACUUUUUUUUCUUAAAUAAACCCAGUCUAGUUUUGUGAAGUCUUUUAUAUAAAUAAAUCAGAGAAACAAAUGUGUCUGUGUAAUUUUAUUUAUUGCUGUGAACAAAACACAUUGCAUUGUAUAAAGCUCAAUGCACACCUCUUUUCUGUUUUGUUAUAAAAAAUGUGUUAUAUGUAUUUAUUUUGUGUAAAACCCCAAAUAAGCAAACCAACAGCGAAUUACCCACAUCAUGAACUCAUUCAAAUGACCUAAAAAAAAAAAUUAAAAAAAAUCUGUGAUAUUAGUGUGGCCCCCUAUAAACGUAUACUUUAUUUCAUGGUUUUACUUUAUUAUCAAUGUAAAAUUAUUAAGACAGUUGUCUCAUUACUGUAACAAGUCUAUUCAAUCAAAAUACAUUGUUGAUUUUAAGUGGGCAGACUUCUUUUAGUAGGCAACAUUUACCUUUAACAGCCUUUAAAGCAAUGUGCUAUCCUGCUUUGAAGCAGAACCGUGCUGCCUGCUGUAAUGCACCCAGCUGAAGUAGACACAUAUUCAUUAUUCACUAUUCAGAUGGUGGUUAAAACCUGAAGCUACACACUUAUUCAUUAGUCAGUUUUUAUAAUUGGAUUA